AUCAUUUUAAACUUUAAAUAAAUCCACUGCACAUAAGAAUAUACACAAUCCUCCGCAUCCAUUCAACCACACUACACUAUUCAAAAAAUGAACAGUUUCGUGAAGUACGAUCACGGGCCGUCAGCCAGCAAAUUUUUCGAACACACCCGACGCACUGAUGCCGAUUUUCGRAGAAAGAUUUACGACUUGAAAAUCGCAAUGUACAAGACGACGUAUAAGAAAUCAUUUUAUUGGCCGGAACACAUACCCAAAUCCAAUGUCCAUCAAGUUGAACCUGAGUUUACCAUGAUACCAAAGCUAAAUGAAGAUCAGUACAAACAGCUGUACACGCCUAGAAUUUUAAAACACAGAAAUCUGAGUGAAAAUAAAAGGAUUGUACCUCCUUUGGAGUACUCGAAUAGUGCACCACCAAAAUGUCAAGAUGAGGAUUUAAAUUAUUCCGAUACACACGCAAGAUCUUUGUACCAAGAGAGCUAUAUAAAUUGGACGCCAAGUCAAGCGCAUAAAAAAGAGGAAACACCAGAAGAGUGGGUUCAGAAAUGGAGGAACGAGUGUCACAAUGUUCGAGAUGCUGACGAUUUAGUGCAGGAUUUAUCGAAUCGAAUUAUCAAAUCGCAAAGGAUGAUAUUAAAUAGGAAAAAGAUUGGCUAUGCUUAG
Messenger RNA from Diuraphis noxia (Russian wheat aphid), 657 nucleotides. RefSeq lists its product as uncharacterized. NCBI's taxonomy places the organism in Eukaryota, Metazoa, Arthropoda, Insecta, Hemiptera, Aphididae. The record is from RefSeq and is a predicted model, not a curated record.